AUGUUUUGUGGUGUAGGAGUAGCUCAUUUAGGUAAUCAGUUAGAUAGUUACAUAAGCGCAUUGAAUAAACCUGUACGCGUUGAACGUCUAUCCAAUCGUAGUGGUUUAAUACGUGCCCGCUUAUAUGGUGCAAACAUUUCCACUGGUAAAACACUGACAUUCUUAGAUGCACAUUGUGAAGUAACUGUUGGUUGGCUAGAAACUUUAUUAAGUCAUAUUGCAGAGAAUACAAAACGUAUAGUUUGCCCAAUUAUUGAUGUAAUCAGUCAUGAUACAUUUGAAUAUCUUCUUGGUUCCGAUCGUACAUGGGGUACAUUUGAUUGGCAUUUUACUUUUCACUGGGAAACUAUUGUCGAUAGAGAAAUAGAUCGUAUUCAUGAUAAUCACAAUGUUCCAAUACGAACACCUACUAUGGCUGGUGGUUUAUUCACCAUAACUCGAGAAUAUUUUUAUCAGCUUGGUGCCUAUGAUGAAGGUAUGGAAAUAUGGGGUGGUGAAAAUAUUGAAUUAUCAUUUCGUGUUUGGCAAUGUGGCGGUGAGCUGUUAAUUGAUCCAUGCAGUCGUGUUGGACAUGUAUUUCGUAAAUCAUCUCCUUAUACAUGGCCUGGUGGUGUUAGUCAUAUAUUAUAUAAAAAUUUUGUACGUACCGCUUUAGUUUGGUUAGACCAGUAUAGUCGAUUUUAUUUCAUGCUAAAUCCAUCUGCCCUAUCAGUGGAUUAUGGUGAUAUUUCUGAGCGUAAAAAACUACGUCAACAAUUAAAAUGUAAAAGUUUUCAAUGGUAUUUACAAAAUAUUUAUCCGGAAUCUUCAGUUCCAAUUGAUGUGAUAAGAUUAGGUGAAAUUCGUCAUAGAUUAACUGGACAUUGUAUUGAUUCACUUGGUCAUAAAGUGGAUGAAACUGUCGGUGCUUCACAUUGUCAUGGACAAGGUGGUAAUCAAAUAUUUGCAAUCACUGAACUUGGUACAAUACGUGUUCAUGUAGGUUGUAUAGAUGGUGGAAAUAAUCGUAAUCUCGAGACUGGAGUAUUAGUUUUUAAAAAAUGUAAAAAAAAUAGUAUUGGUCAAAAAUUUGAAUUUAUCAAUGAUCAAAUAAUUCAUAAAGCAACAAAAUUGUGCCUUGUUAUUGUUUCCACUGGUAAAAGUGUACGACUUACAUUAAUCUAUAUAUUGUUUAAAAUUUAA
This is a messenger RNA of Schistosoma turkestanicum, 1182 nucleotides long. Lineage: Eukaryota; Metazoa; Platyhelminthes; Trematoda; Strigeidida; Schistosomatidae. The record is from the annotation of a GenBank genome assembly.